AUGGUGUUGCCUAAAUCAAAAAAUAACUAUGGACUAGGAAGAGCCAUCCAAGCGGACUUUGCAAAGUCUCGUAAGAACAGAAAAGGUGGUUUGAAACAUACUACGGAAAUGGACCCUAGAGCGAAAAAGCCACUCUUGCAAUCUGUAACUCAAGAAAGCAACCUCGAAGAAUUUUUGAACACUGCUGAAUUAGGGGAAGUGGAUUUUGUGGCUGAAAAGCAAAAUGUCAGAGUAAUCCAAAACCCCGAGCAAAACCCCUUUUUGCCAACUGCGGAAGAGGCCAAGAAUUCAAGAACACGCCAAGAGAAAAACAAAGAUCGUCUUACAAUUCCCCGCCGUCCUCGUUGGAACGAAUCAACCACACCCGAAGAACUUGAAAGAAUGGAAAAAGAUUCAUUUUUGGAUUGGCGACGUAGUUUGGCUCAGUUGCAAGAGGUCGAAGGAUUUGUCAUCACUCCAUUUGAACGUAACCUUCAAAUUUGGAGACAACUAUGGCGUGUCAUUGAACGAUCCGAUGUGGUUGUUCAGAUCGUUGAUGCCAGAAAUCCUUUGUUUUUCCGUUCCGCAAAUUUGGAACACUAUGUUCGAGAAGUUGACCCCAAGAAAAAGAACUUUUUGUUGGUCAACAAGGCUGAUAUGCUCACUACCGAACAAAGAAAGUACUGGGCUGCUUACUUUAAUGAACACAAUAUAUCCUAUCUCUUUUUUUCUGCCCGUCUAGCUGCUGAAUCAAUCAUGGACGAAGCUGAAGAAGCCACUGAUGAUGUCCCUGAAAGUCUAAAGGCCGCUGAAACUCAUACAGAGGAUCAUCGCAUCGCUACUUUAGACAAUUUAUUAGGAAUUUUUGAAACUUAUGCAACUAACCUUGCAAAAGACAAGGGCAAGUUGACUUUUGGACUUGUCGGCUACCCCAACGUCGGUAAAUCGUCCACCAUCAAUGCUUUAGUUGGCCAUAAAACUGUCUCGGUUUCUUCUACACCCGGUAAGACUAAGCACUUUCAAACUAUCAACUUGACUGACAAGGUAACUUUGUUGGAUUGUCCCGGUUUAGUAUUCCCUUCUUUUGCUACUACCCAAGCAGAGUUGGUUGUGGAUGGUGUUUUACCUAUUGACCAAAUGCGUGAGCACACUGCUCCUUCUGCCAUGUUGGCUAAUAGAAUUCCCAAAGAAGUGCUUGAAAACAUUUAUACCAUCAAUAUUCGUACCCGUCCCAAAGAAGAGGGUGGAUCCGGUGUACCUUCAGCCGAAGAGGUGUUGUUCCCAUAUGCCAGAGCCCGUGGUUUUAUGAGAGCGCAUCAUGGUACUCCUGAUGACUCAAGAGCAGCAAGAAUUUUGCUUAAGGAUUACGUGAACGGUAAAUUGAUUUACGUUCACCCACCACCUAACUAUCCUGACUCCGAUAUGCAAUUCAAUAAAGAACAUCAUCUCAAUUAUCUUUCUUCAGUUGAUGAAGACGUUGGCCGAAAGCUUCAAAGUGCAACCCUUAAAGAUAAGCUAGCUCUUCGUGAAAGCGAGGAAAUUGACAAGGAAUAUUUUUCAGAAAACCCUCAUGUUCGCUCAUUUGUGCGUGGAACUGCUGCUUCCAACAUUCAAGGUCCUGAAUACAAAGGAAGAAACACUACCCAGGCCUUUCAGCGUCGUUUGAAUGACGAUGGUACUCCAAAAUAUCCAAUGAACGUCCAAGGAAAGCCAUUGUCACGUCGUAAAGCUCGUCAAAUUAGUACUUUGGAAGUCGGCGUAUCUCCCGAUGCUGUUGUGGCUGCUUCUUCCAAAAAGCACAACAAGAAAAACAAGCGUUCAAAGCAACGCAGUGGUAGGGUACUAGAAGAUUUUUAA
Schizosaccharomyces osmophilus is the source of this 1836-nucleotide messenger RNA. RefSeq names its product GTP binding protein, HSR1-related. Gene Ontology annotation, biological process: ribosomal subunit export from nucleus. The transcript has 2 exons. Gene Ontology annotation, molecular function: GTPase activity; GTP binding. Bases 1 to 1836 code for a protein of 611 amino acids. NCBI's taxonomy places the organism in Eukaryota, Fungi, Ascomycota, Schizosaccharomycetes, Schizosaccharomycetales, Schizosaccharomycetaceae. The record is from RefSeq and is a predicted model, not a curated record. Gene Ontology annotation, cellular component: cytosol.